Messenger RNA from Episyrphus balteatus (marmalade hoverfly), 7837 nucleotides. RefSeq names its product autophagy-related protein 2 homolog A. Gene Ontology annotation, molecular function: phosphatidylinositol-3-phosphate binding. Gene Ontology annotation, cellular component: phagophore assembly site; extrinsic component of membrane. The record is from RefSeq and is a predicted model, not a curated record. Gene Ontology annotation, biological process: autophagy of mitochondrion; piecemeal microautophagy of the nucleus; reticulophagy. The coding region runs from base 920 to 7573 and encodes 2217 amino acids. The transcript is spliced from 18 exons. Lineage: Eukaryota; Metazoa; Arthropoda; Insecta; Diptera; Syrphidae.
UCAGUGACAAAGAAAAUUUCCAUAAUCACACAUCAAGUUCGAGUCCGAGUCUGAUCAUAAUAUAAAAUUUGCUGCUAGAAAGUUAAAAAAAAAAAAAAAAUACAAAACAAAUAUAAAUAUCCAAUCAAAGGAUAAAUGCUAAGUUCUAGUAGAAAUCCUUUUUAUAAUGACUUUGUACUAAAUGAGUUUAAUUUGUCACCAAAUCAUAAAUAAAUGGUGAGAGAAAAAGAAAAACACGUAAAUGCGUAACAGAAAAAAAUCCCAUGUGAAGUGAACUGAGCCAAAUUAAAAAAAAAAAAUUCUUUUCUUUGUGUUUAAUAAAAACAAGAAAAAAAAAAAUUCCCCCUACACAAAAUCGAGAGAAGAAAAAAAAAAUUAAUAAAAAUAAAAACACUGCAACAGUAGAAAAAGAUAGAUGAAAACAAGGCAAAGGGGGGUAGAAGAGAGAGAGACACAAAGUCGUGUCAACCCAACAUAUUUAAUAGAAUUUUGUUUUUUUUUUUUUUUAUUAUUAUUUUACUGCGUAUUUUGAUUCUAACCAAACAAAUUUUUAUACAAUUUUCAUUGAAAAAUUUGCAAACUAUCAAAAUAAUGAUGAUAAACUUUUGUUAAAUGCAAAAAUUCGAUCUAAACAAUGUCCAUUGCAUUAAUGUCCUGUUCUGAGACAUGUUUUAAGAAAAUAUCAAAUUUAAAUUGAAAAUUGAGAAGAGAAAAAAAAAAAAACAGGAAAAAUAAAAAUAAUAAUAGAAAAGUGCAUGGAAAGAAGAAAAAGAGACAGAUUGAUAAAGACUACUCAGUGCGUGGGUGACUGAAAGAGAUAGAAGAUAGUCUCUCAUUUUUGUAACUGUUGUAAUUGUAACGUCAAACCAAUAACAACAACAACAACGACUAUACAAAAAAACACAAACACGCAGCAGCAAUGUUGCCGUGGUUCAAUGUAUGGGAUGGGUUAAAGAACAAAACAUGCAGAUACCUCCUGCAAAGGUAUCUUGGUCAGUUUCUCGAGGAGAAACUCAACCUGGAACAGCUGAAUGUUGAGCUGUACAAUGGCAAGGCGACCGUCAGGGAUGUUGCCCUCAAUUGCAAGUCCCUUAACGAGUUGUGCGAGGCCCAAGGAUGGGGUGUCGAAGUCACUGGUGGCCACAUUGGUCUUAUUACUGUCCAAGUACCAUGGAAUGCAAUUAUGACCAAUGACAGUUUAAUCGAAGUAAGUGAUCUUUUCAUAUCUCUGCGUCCGGUACAACGACAAACCGAUGGCAGUUCAAUGCUCGAAUCGAUGUGGUCAUCUGUGAGCAGUUCAAUGCAAUUGGCACAGGAAUGCCUCGAGAAACAUGCCAAAGACGAGGAAGAUUUUGAAUUUAAUGCACAAAGUAAUUCGAUAGAAGGUCUUGAAAAAUUCGCUCAAACUAUCGAUAGUGUUCUAAAUAGAAUAAAGGCAAAAUGUCUUAACACAGAAAUAAGACUGGAAUACCUUCCACCGAACAGUAGCCAGGGCAUAGCUAUAGUUAUAAAAAUUCAAAGUUUGAGUUAUAGAAAUGAAGCGGGAAGUGGCAGCGGCGGCGCCGGUGGUGAGGAGGGACAAAAUACUCAAGCAGAUUUGCAAUCUAGAGAAGAAGUUGACGGUGAAGAUGGCAGCCAACAUAUUCAAACCCUCUCCACAUUUGCCACACACAACAUUAGCAUGGAGGGAAUAACAAUUUUCACAGAGGAAUUUAGGGUUUCACAACCAAACAGCAGUAAUCCACUUGGUGGUGACCAAUCAACACUGGACGAAAGUCGAACACGCACUCGAAAUAAUACCGAUUUAGAGCAAAGUGUCGAUGAUCCUUUCUACAGUAUGAUCUCAAUGGCAGAUCAACUACCCUAUACAGGGAGUUUCAAACGCACACAGGAGUCGGCGAUGGCUGCUUCCCGAUCAUCAAGUUCAUCCUCGUUCUCGCGUCGUUCGAGAACACCAACAGCUUCCACCGCCGACGAUGAAGAAGACACUGAUCCCGAAGAGGAUGAAACAGAACAGCCCGUAAUUGAGGUCUUUAAUUCCAAAUGCAUUCCCAUUGUACGAGUCGAUGGGAAGCAGGAAAUUAAGAUUAAAAUGAAACAAACAGAAGAUGUUCACGGACCAAAAGUGUCGCUGGAUGUACAACUAGGUGCUUUAUAUGUGUUCUCAACUCCACGACAACUUCAUUUGGUGACGAAUUUCUGUGAUGCAUUCUUCGCUGAUGCCCCAACAACAACAACUAUUAGCAAAGAGAUGCCCAGUGCUGGUCGAACAGAUCCCUCACAGACACAAUCGACUGGUCUGGGUGGAAAUAAAAACUUCAGCUCGAACAUGACAGGCAUUCUAGGUGGCCAGGGUAAUUGGGGUGAGCCCUCUGAAGAUUUCAGCUAUCGAGGGGGGUCCUCUAAGAAAGCUCCGAGUAUGUAUAGUAAUGAUGAUGUUAGGUCAACUCUGGGUAGCGAUUACUGCGAGUCUGUCAGCAGUUCACUAAGCAGCAGUACCACAACAACGUGUUCAUCGAAGUUUGCCCGGAAAGCGGCGAACUUGGAAGCUAGUGGCGAUAUAUCAAAUUUCAAUAUAACCAUAGCUUCGGCGGCAGUGGUAGUUUUACACGAGGACAUUCUGCUGGCUUGCAGUAGCAAAGAUAUACCAGGAAGUCCGUUGAGUGUAGAGAGCGAGUUGAAUCUCUUAAAACUCUCAAAUUACUUUUUCUCGUGCAUCGACGAAAAGGCAGGAUUAAUUGGAUUCACCUGCCAAAAGAACCAUUUAAAGAUGUAUGCAGCUCCCAUUAUAGCCGAGGGUAUACAACAACGCAAUAAGAAUUUGAUUUCCAUGAAGUUCUCAAUCUCAAUGACGCGAGUAGAUCUGCAUGAAGUCUUGGAAGAUGUGGUCACACCUUUGUUGGAGUUCGAACGCACUGAAAUGUGUGAUGAGGAAAUUCACAAACGUCCCGAAAUGAUAAUUCAAAUGAAGACCACAACUCCAUCAUUGAAUCCAAAUAGUAGAAAGAGAAAAGUACCAAUUCCUCCGCGUACAGAGUUUGAUAUAAGUUUGGACAAGUGUACAGUGGAAUUGGAUAUUUCAAUUUAUGACCGGCUGUCUGCAAUAUUCUGUUCGUCACCGUUUAGUGUGGACACUCCUCCAGCAGAGGAGAUAAAAAAGAACGAAAGUCGACAUUUGGAUCCUAUAAAGGAGUUCAAUAUAACUUCUCCCAUAUUGCAGCUAAGACUUAGAUUCCCAAUUGCAGAUAGUCGGCCGAUACAUGAUCCGAAUCGAGUACCAUGGUGGAAACAGAAUGUUCGACCUGAUUUAUUGUUGUUGUCGUUUUAUCAAACCCGCUUAAAAUUCUCCUCGUUGCUUAUUGAGCUUUUGGCUAAUGAGAUUGAUGCUUAUUAUGUGGAAAGUCAUACGAUUCCUAAAAUCCAUUUAUUUAAGUCUAAUUUGGUGAAUAACAGUAUACCAACAUUAAAAGAACCUAAUGUGGAUUAUCCAAGAAUAACAAUUGAAUUCCCCAGCGAAAAGACAUUGAAUACUUUAAUUAAGUGCUGCACUGAGGAUAGUGACAGUGCUGAAACAUCGGGCGAGAGCUGUGAUUUGUAUACACGAAGAAGUCGUGAAUACGUGCCCUUUAGUUCCAAACGGGUGUGUCGUCAAAGCGAUACACCACAUCCCAAUAUAAAUAAAGAAGAAUGCGAAACAAUCCUAUUGCCUGGAGAUUCGCAAGAAAUGAGAAAGUUUUGCGACACGGCUAUGAAAACUUCAAAGUUGCAAAUUAAAAUUAGUCUUCCAACGGCUUUGAUACAAGUGAGUUCCAAGCAACUCUACGAAAUCAUCUAUAACCGUGUCAAUACCGACUUACUAAUGUGGGAGCCAAGUUCUCCGAGUUUUAUUAGGAAAGCCAAACCCCCACCAGCACCAACGAUAGAACAAUCUCUUCUCAAUAUCGGAAUGAUGGAUUCAAUGUAUGUGCCAUCUACAUCACCCGUACAUCCCUACGACACUGACGAUGCCAAAACUCCAAAGCAUUACUCAUCGUCCGAAGAUGAUUGUGGUGGUGGCUGUGAGCCCGAAAGUGGAACUUCAGACAACGAAUCGGACAGUAUAUACUACUCGACAUAUGAAAAGAAACGAAGCAAACGUAGUAUUGCAUCGCAAUCAUCAAUGAAAACGAGUGGUUGUUCGUUUGAAUUUUUAGUUGGAAAAGGAGUAUUGUCACUAUUUCCUCCUGUAAGAGAUGCAGAAAAUCGUGUAAUACCAAAUCAACUUGGUGAAUUUAGAAUUGCAGUUGAGGACUUUUGUUUAUUCUCUGUAAGUGGAUUCAAUGGCAAUGAAAAUAUGGCUUAUCUUUGUUUGCAUACAAAAGAUCUUCAAAUGUUUCAUUGUGGUCUUAUCCCAACUAGAGACUCGGAGCCAGGAUUACCCGAAUUCAAGUGUAUACCUAACCAUAUGCAGUCAACAUUUUAUUCUUCUCCGCCAGAUCUCACUAAAGGUGACGGUGAAGGUUGCAUCAAUCGUGAAAUGCUUUCGUUAGCCAUCGAAAUCAAAAAAGUUCCCGACCAAUCACUUAAGCGUUUGAAGAUAACUACUGGCAUUCAAAAAGCUACUUUGCGACAUAACCCAGCUCUGUCGCAACACACCUGGCUGAAUCAGUUGAUAGACUUUCUGGACGUUGUUGAUUAUCCAAUUGAAGGAUAUAAACCGUAUGGGAUUGUCACAGAGAUACAGGUUCAUUUGUGGGACUGUGCCAUUGACUAUCGACCCAAGAAUUUCCCGUUCCGCAGUGUUAUAGAAAUUGGUUCGUUUAUGAUGAGCAGUAAUAUUGUUUCAUCAGUUCCUGGUUGCACAUUGCGUUUCAUUGCCGAGGAGUGUAUUCUUUCUUUAGCUCCUUAUGAUCCUAAAACAAGCAAACCAGAAAAUAAAGUCACUGCUUUGCCAUCUAGCAAUCUAGUCCCGGUAAUUGAUCUUGGUCUGCUUGAUAUUUCAUUGCGUUUAAAUGAGAAAUCAUCUGAACGUAGUCCGAAGCUAGAUUUGCGAACAUCAAUCCAAGAUGUUCACAUACGAAGUUGUUUUGAUUCAGGCAGAGCUUUGGCUACUCUAAUUGCCUAUGUAGCAGGUGAUGGAGAUCUUAUGACUACAAUUGACGAUGACGAAAGUAUGACAUCAUCCAUGGAAUCAUCUGUCUACAGUGAUGCUAGUUUGUUCUCGGUCAAGGAUAGAAAAAGUUCAAUACCUGAAAUAUCAGCACGUCAGCAGGAACGAGUUAAUAUGAUGAUGGCCGAAGCAGUUCAAGAGACUGUCAGAUCGAAUGCAACUUUAGAUGAAGAUGCAGAACAUAAAUUCGAUCGUGGUGUUGAGGUGUUUUUCUUUCCCGAUGAGAGUAAUCAAGGUUUAGAUAAGGAUGCUACUCCAACUGCUGCUGUUGGUGAUAAGAAACUUGAUGCACCAUCAUUAAGUGGAGAGCAAAAUAAAGCAUCACCUGUUCAAGGGUUAUCUCGUACUAAUAGCAGUUCGGAUGAAUGGGCUUACCAAGCCAUUCGGCACAGUGGUAGCAGUAAUGAGCUGCAAGAUUUGCUUAAUUUUGAAACGUCUGUGAUGAAGAAUUCGUAUAUAAAUCAAGAAGAUGACGAUGAUGCUGUAGAAGCAUUGCCACAAGUUCGAGAAGAACUUGGUGAUGUUAAACAGGUGGAGAAGAUACCGGCUGCUAUGAAGAGUAGCAUGGGUUUAGAUGAUGAUUUUUGUGUCAUAGCCGACGAGGAGAAGUCAUACUUGUCUCAAUGUGGCAUUCGAGAUCUUAUUAUAUCUGAAGAUCCAUUGCGUAUGGUGGACAAUCAUUUCAAGUUGCCAGCGGGAAAACCCGACCUCCUCCAGGCUCCCGAAAAUUUCCCAAUGGCCGAGUAUCGAUAUACAUUAUGUGAGAUGACCCUAACGUGGCAUUUGUAUGGCGGUAAUGAUUUCCCCUUACAAUCCACCGAAGUGACAUCAACAGAGGCGAAGGACAAGGAAAAAAUCCGUCCAGAACCCCAACCAUCCAUGUCCGAUGCCUUCAAACAUGGUGUUUCAUACUCCAAAGGUGCCGAAAACAUCAGUUAUGGCAAAAAACCAAAAGAAAAACUCAGCUGGCGAACCGAAGGUGGACCCAAUCGUAAUCACGAGACCCUAGUUGAAAUUCAACUUUCAAAAGUUCGUUGUUCCCACGAAGUUUACCCAUUGCACACGACUCAAGCAUCCCGUCAAGUUUUAGUUAUAAGUGAACUUGAAGUACGAGAUCGUUUGCAAACUUCUGAGAUUAAUAAAUUCCUAUAUCAUCCGAGUGCCAAGCAUCUGCCAAAUAAAAGCUCUCAACAUAUGAUUGUUAUAAAAGCCUUGCAUGUGCGGCCUCAUCCUAGUACUAGCAUAUCUGAAGAAUGUUCCCUUCGAAUAUCAUUGUUGCCGUUGCGACUUAAUAUUGACCAAGAUACACUGCUUUUUAUAGCUCAAUUUUUUAAUGAUUUAAGUUCAUCUGGGGAAUCUGCUGGAGCUGGAACUAAGAGUGAAGUUGCUUCGGGAUCUAAACGACAAACAUGCCUGCAGCCACCGGUAAUGAUGGUCGAUGAUUUACCAGAAGCCGUGCAAGAUUUACAAGCACGUCGAAUGGUCUCAACGAAUUUGGAUCUUCUAAUGGAGGGCGAAGAUAAAUCUCAUCGAAAGGAACAAGCAGCUGCAGCUGCUGCUGGUUCAGCAGCUAUUGCCACAGAAACUGGCAAUAAAAAAGCUCCAAUUUACUUCCGUGAAGUGAUUUUCAGUCCGGAAGUGAAUAUUCGACUGGAUUAUCAUGGCAGGCGUAUUGAACUGUCUAGAGGACCUAUAGUUGGAUUUUUAAUGGGCUUGGGGCAAUUGCAAUGCUCAGAAAUAAAAUUAAAAAAGAUUAUUUAUAAACAUGGUUUAUUGGGAAUUGAUAAAUUAAUAGCACAUUUGUGCAAAGAAUGGCUGCAGGACAUCAAAAAGAAUCAAAUUCCAGCUAUUUUGAGUGGUGUUGGACCAACUUACCCAUUCGUUCAGCUUUUCCAAGGAGUUUAUGAUCUCUUCUGGUUACCGUUUGAGCAAUAUCAAAAAGAUGGACGAUUUGUUCGCGGACUACAAUUGGGAGCACAAAGUUUCACCGCAAGAACAGCACUUGCGGCUCUAGAAAUAACCUCUAGAGUUAUUCAAUUACUGCAGUUUACUGCUGAAACAGCAUACGAUAUGGUCUCACCAGGUCCAUCCGUAAGAAGUAUUCGGCAUAAUCGUAAAGGAAAACGUAAGAGGCCCCAUCGCCCGCAAGAUAUUCGUGAAGGUGUUGUCAAUGCAUAUCAAAUUGUUCGUGAUGGUAUAAAUGACACAGCAAAUGCUCUUAUUGAAACCGCUGUCUUAGAGCACGAUCAAAAAGGAUACACUGGGGCCUUUGGUGGUAUAAUGAGGCAAAUACCCCAGCUUGUUGUGCAACCGGCAGUUUUAGCCACACAAGCAACCACAAAUAUAUUAGGCGGUGUAAAAAGUUCUCUGGUGCCCGAUGCUAAACUCGAAGCACGCCAAAAAUGGAAAGAGGACAGUGAUUAGCAGAGGCUCACAACACAUCGCCUCCAUUCUCUCAUCCACCAAUAUUGGAUUAAAAUUAUUAUUUCCAAAAUAAAACAAAUGGAAAUCAUUUUUUUUUUUAAUUUAGGACAAAGCACUCAUUAUUAUUAUUAUUUCUUUUGUAUGCUGUAGUGUUAAGUUGUGCUUGAUGUGUUAAGUUAAUAUAGUGUCUAAUGUUCUUUUCUAUCUAUAUUCUUUAAAAAAAAACAAUAUCCGCUUUCAAUAAACACAAAAAAAAAAAUAAAA